Molecule: messenger RNA, 2032 nt
Organism: Sphaerodactylus townsendi
Lineage: Eukaryota; Metazoa; Chordata; Lepidosauria; Squamata; Sphaerodactylidae
Gene: VSTM2L
Product: V-set and transmembrane domain containing 2 like
Exons: 4
Coding region: 217-894 (225 amino acids)
Source: RefSeq, a predicted model, not a curated record
AAGAGUCCCGCAGUCUCGGGCAGGCGGAGCCGAGCCGCGCACAGCCCAGCCGAGUCAGCCGGGGAACCGAAGGGCGGCAGGGCGGCAGGCUGGCCUGGGGGGCGCGGGCAGCAGCGGGGCGGGCCGGGGCCGCGGGCUGCUCCUCUCCGUGCCGGAUGUGAGAAGGACGAAGGGACUGUCGAAGGACGGACGGACCGACGGGGGCAGGCGGGCAGGAUGGGGGGCGCCUUCGGCCUGACUCUGGCCCUUUGCCACUCUUUGGGACUCUACCUGCAGCUCGGCGCCUCCUCGCGUCCCCCGCAGUGGGAGAACCAGAUCCCCGGCAACGCGUUUUUCACAGAGACCCCCCACGACAUGACCGCCCGGGCUGGUGAGGACGUGGAAAUGGCGUGUUCCUUCCGUGGCAGCGGCUCCCCUUCCUACUCGCUCGAAAUCCAGUGGUGGUAUGUGCGCACUCACAGAGACUGGACAGACAAGGAGAACUGGGCCUCAAACCAGCUAAAAGCAUCUCCACAGGAGGAAGCUGGGAAGGACGCGACGAAAAUAAGCGUCGUGAAAGUGGUCGGCAGCAACAUCUCCCACAAGCUGCGCCUGUCUCGGGUCAAGACCACGGACGAAGGGACGUACGAGUGCCGGGUCAUCGACUUCAGCGACAGCAAGGCUCGGCACCACAAGGUGAAGGCCUACCUGCGGGUGGAGCCGCCCGAAGAGACCAACCAGCUCCAUCGCCACACCUCCCCCGCCAGGCACCUGCAGGAUACCCAAGGGCUGGGGGCGCCGCUCUCCGACCACAGCAAACUGAGUGGGGCCCACCCACACCACCCACACCAGCACCACAAGCCGGGCAAAGAGCUCAAGAAGCGGUCCGUGGAUGACGCUGCCUGCUCCCUCUAGACUGGCUGGCCUUCAGCGCCCGGGACUGGAUGGCCAGAGGGGGUCUGUCCCUCGUCCACGCUCUCCGCACAGGCAUCCACACACCCACACUCCCGCCCUGUCCCAUCACACAGUUGGAACACCACUCCACCGAGGCCAUGGCCGACUGGGGCCUGGCGGCUGCCGGAUCACCCUCAAACAAGUGCCGCAAAGUAGAGGCAGGAACGUCCGCAUGAAUCCCGACCGCACCGUCCCCUCCAGCCGGCCAUGUAGAUACGAGUUUUUACAAGUUCCUUUUACUUUAGCUGCCAGCCCUACCCUGAGUGAACUGUUGGGGUUUUUUUUCUGGGACUCCGGGGACAGAGCGGAGCCCGUCCAAGAUGGCCGUGGACGGGGGAAGCCCGGUUGGCGUAUGCUGGCCGCUUCUCCGGAUGGUGCGCGUGUGGAUGGGUGACGGCUUGCCCCACAGGAAGAUGGCGGCUAGACCCACCCUGGCACCAUCGGCUGCAACCUAGCAGGACUGUGUCACAUUUUGGAAAUCUCUACGAUCCCCAAACACGGACUCAGGGGCUCGCACACUUUGCUGCGAGCGAAUUCAGUUCGAGCUGAGAUGUAAAGGACCUGUUGUCGAGCCAAACCUGGCUACCCCCUCCCCGCCCCGCCCCCCAUUUGCAUUGCCAGCCACUCAUCCCAUUUGUGACCCUCCCACGAGUCUCUUUCUUGCUUUGUAAAAUGAAACCUCCAGUGGGGGGUCACCAUUCAGGCUGUUUUAACUUGCUAGUAUUGACCUGUGUUGCUAUGAAAUCUAUGACUGUAUAUUGUAAAUACAACUGACUGUUCCUUUCCCCAGCCUUCCCCGCAGCAAACCAGUCCCCAAGAGCUUUCGAGGAAAAGCCACUGAACUCUGCUCGGGCUCCGGCCCCCUUCAAAACAAACACCACAAACGAGAGACCUCAGCCGGGUAGCAAAUCCCAAACAAGGUGGCCUUCUGCCAGCUAGAGAUGCAGGGAUGCAAAAAGCUUCCUAAGAAUGGGUCCACAUUUGUACUUGGGGGCUCUUUGGGGGAGUUGUCUGUUGUGCGAGCCAGAGAAGGGUACCCAGAGACAGCUGUGAAGCUGUUUGGCAAAAAUGUAUGAGCAGGGCACAUGAAGAAGAAGAA